This is a messenger RNA of Cryptomeria japonica (Japanese cedar), 843 nucleotides long. RefSeq lists its product as uncharacterized. Lineage: Eukaryota; Viridiplantae; Streptophyta; Pinopsida; Cupressales; Cupressaceae. The transcript has a single exon. Bases 206 to 766 code for a protein of 186 amino acids. The record is from RefSeq and is a predicted model, not a curated record.
UUGAAAGAGCACUCCGAAAAUCUCUGGAGCAAGGCAGAUUAUAUAUAUAUAUUCAGAGUCUUUUAGUGGGAUAUCAUGAAGUACUUGCUUACCUACACCUGUUGUUUGCAGCCUUGUGUAUAUAUUGUUCAUUAUCUUUUGUUUCUCUGCGUCUUGGCUUGUGGGUUUUAUAAAGAGAGAUCUGUUAAUUCAGAAUAGUUUCAUAAUGUCUGGUCAGUUGAAGAAACGCAGCCGUGAAGAAGAGUUUCUGCCGGAUUCUCCAAAGCGUUUUCACUGUGAAGCAGAGCUGCAAAUCUUAGACUUGUUGGAAGACAAAAUCCAACAAGAAGAGAAGUACAAACCCAGUGAGGAGAUGGUUAAUGGGGUCAUGAGAAGUCUGGAGAAAGAGAUUGGUGUAAAGAUUUGCUCUGGAUUAACGAAAAACGAUUCUGUGGCCUCUGAUCUCACCAGCAGAUAUGAAAUUGAGGGUGGAGAUUGUGGUAAAAUCGAUCUGGAUUACUUGCUCGCUGCCUCCGAUGAUGAACUUGGUAUUCCGCCCAGCCCGCUUAGGAUUUCAGAGGAGAAACAGUAUCAUUCUACUCUUCUUUCUUCAGAUUUUAAAGAGAAUCUGGAGCCUAAGGGUUUUGUUGAUAACUGGAACUUUAAUGACGAUUGGGUGGACAGCAAGCAGUUCUCAGAGUUUGUGGAUCCUCUUGCCUGGGACGCUUUGACCCCAGGGCCGUCUAUAGAGGGCAACUUUUCCGUGCCGUGGAGAUUGGAAUAUUGAAUUUUAAAAAUUCAAUAUGGAAUUGUAGAUUGUAUUUAUACAUAUGAUGUUGAAUACAUGGUUUCAGCUCUUUUCAA